GCGCUAUGUAGUAUGUCUAUGGAUGAUAUGUAAAAAAAAUCGAAGUACAGGUACUAAACCUGUUUAUAUCACUAAUGAUUUGUGUUUAUAUACCUGUAUAUUUGUUUGUUUAAAUUAAAAUUUUUUUUUAAAAUAAAAUACUUUUGAAAAAGGAGGGCAUAUUAAAUAGCAAAUUACUGAAUUUAAAUGAAUAUAUUAGGUAGAAAACUUUUAUACAUUUUUUAUAUUUAAUAAUUUUGCAUUUAGUGAUUUUCACUUUUGUGUACUCUUACAAAAGCAACAAAUUAAUAACAAUACGAAGAUGAAUGAACAGUAUGCUGUACGAACAUAUUUGAAGAGAUCUCUUGAUACAGAAAGUUUAUCUAAUGUAAAAAAAAAGCAUAAAAAUCCUCAACCAAAAAAUGCAGUAUGUACUUUGAAUGAAUUAAAAACAGGAGCUAUAUAUAAAGUUAUUUCACAAACUGGUCCUACUCAUGCUCCAAUAUUUACUAUUGCUGUGCAAAUUGAUGGACAAAUCUACGAAGGUAAAGGUCGUACAAAGAAAAUGGCAAAGCAUGCUGCAGCGGAGGUGGCAUUAAGAAAUAUUGUUCAAUUUAGAAAUACACCUGAGGUGCACCAUGUAAUGAAUUCAUUUCCAUCUAGUAUUUCUGUAGAACAUGACUUUACUAAUGAUAUAACAGAAGGAGAUCUUAUAAAUACAUUUAAAACAUUACCUCAAGAACCAAAGAGUACAAAUAAAUUUUUAGAUAAAGGGCCGGUGGCUCUAAUUAAUGAAUUAUAUCCAGGAGUUGUAUACAAAUGUGUAUCGGAUGCAGGUGAAAGUUAUGCUAAAUUUACUGUUGCUGUUACAAUAGAUGGAGAAAUUUUUGAAGGAACUGGACCGAGUAAAAAAUUAGCAAAAGCAGCUGCAAGUAAAGCGGCACUUGCAAAAUUGCGAAAUGUUCAUAGUUCUUCUUUUUAUAUGCCAGUUCCAGUUAAAGUAAUACCAAAUAUCACUAAUUCUGGUAAUUGGCAAGAACAAAUGAGUUUAUCGCAAACAUUGGCUGAUAAAAUUGGAAAAUUAGUAAACCAAAAAUUUUUAGAAUUAAUGCAAAAUAAACCUCAGCAUGCAAGACGCAAAGUUUUAGCUGGUAUAGUUCAAACUAAUGGAACAGAAACAGAAUUAAUUUGUAUUGCUACUGGAACAAAAUGUGUAUCUGGAGAACAUUUAAGUGUGAGCGGUAGAGCUCUUAAUGAUUGCCAUGCUGAAGUAAUUGCAAGGCGAUGUUUAUGUGAAUAUCUAUACAAACAAUUAGAAUUAUACAUAGUGAAUCAAGAACAAAGUUCUAUUCUAGAAGUUGCAAGAAAAGGUUACAAACUUAAACAAGGUAUUCAAUUUCAUCUUUAUAUAAAUACAGCACCUUGUGGAGAUGCGAGAAUUUUUUCUCCGCAUGAAGAUAGUGAUUCUAUUGAUAAACAUCCAAAUAGAAGAGCUCGAGGUCAAUUAAGAACGAAAAUUGAAUCAGGUGAAGGUACUAUUCCAGUUAAAAGUAGCGAAGGUAUUCAAACAUGGGAUGGAGUUUUAAUGGGACAGAGACUAUUAACAAUGUCAUGUUCAGAUAAAAUUGCACGAUGGAAUGUCUUAGGCAUUCAAGGUGCAUUACUUAGUCAUUUUAUCGAACCUAUCUAUAUUCAUAGCAUUGUUCUUGGAAGCUUAUUAAAUCCAAGUCAUAUGUAUAGAGCGGUCUGUGGACGUAUAGAAAAUACUAUACAAGGCUUACCUCCUCCAUAUAAACUUAAUAAGCCUCUUAUGAGUUUAAUUACAUCAUCUGAGGUUAGACAACCUGGAAAAGCACCAAACUACAGUGUCAAUUGGACGAUUGGUCAAUUAGAAGCUGAAGUAAUAAAUUGUACUACUGGUAAAGAUGAGUUAGGAAAACCAUCCAGGAUUUCAAAACAAGGUCUGUUUGGAAAGUUCUACAAUCUUUUAGGAAAACUUAAUACCAUUGAUGACACUGACAAAUUAAUAUGUCGUAAUUAUUUAGAUGCUAAGGCUUCUGUGCACAACUAUUCGUUAGCUAAACGUCAACUAAAAGAUGCGUUUAUCAGAGCUCAACUAGGUGCUUGGGUAAAAAAACCUAUGGAACAAGAUAUGUUCGAAAUUUCUGAUUAAAAAUAGAUAAUUUAAAUCACUCUCUGUAAUUACAUAACAA
This is a messenger RNA of Ceratosolen solmsi marchali, 2192 nucleotides long. It is a transcript of the gene Adar, whose product is annotated as adenosine deaminase acting on RNA. The transcript is spliced from 8 exons. Bases 302 to 2152 code for a protein of 616 amino acids. NCBI's taxonomy places the organism in Eukaryota, Metazoa, Arthropoda, Insecta, Hymenoptera, Agaonidae. Gene Ontology annotation, molecular function: double-stranded RNA binding; double-stranded RNA adenosine deaminase activity; tRNA-specific adenosine deaminase activity. The record is from RefSeq and is a predicted model, not a curated record. Gene Ontology annotation, biological process: RNA processing; adenosine to inosine editing. Gene Ontology annotation, cellular component: nucleolus; cytoplasm.